AUGGUGGCUACCCCAGUGGUGGCUACCCCAGUGUUGGCUACCCCAGUGGUGGCUACCCCAGUGUUGGCUACCCCAGUGGUGGCUACCCCAGUGGUGGCUACCCCAGUGUUGGCUACCCCAGUGUUGGCUACCCCAGUGGUGGCUACCCCAGUGUUGGCUACCCUAGUGGUGGCUACCCCAGUGGUGGCUACCCCAGUGUUGGCUACCCCAGUGUUGGCUACCCCAGUGGUGGCUACCCCCAGUGGUGGCUACCCCAGUGUUGGCUACCCCAGUGUUGGCUACCCCAGUGGUGGCUACCCCAGUGGUGGCUACCCCAGUGGUGGCUACCCCAGUGUUGACUACCCCAGUGGUGGCUACCCCAGUGUUGGCUACCUCAGUGGUGACUACCCCAGUGGUGGCUACCACAGUGGUGGCUACCCCAGUGUUGGCUACCCCAGUGGUGACUACCCCAGUGGUGGCUACCCCAGUGUUGGCUACCUCAGUGGUGACUACCCCAGUGGUGGCUACCACAGUGGUGGCUACCCCAGUGUUGGCUACCCCAGUGGUGACUACCCCAGUGGUGGCUACCCCAGUGGUGGCUACCCCAGUGGUGGCUACCCCAGUGUUGGCUACCCCAGUGUUGGCUACCCCAGUGGUGGCUACCCCAGUGGUGGCUACCCCAGUGAUGGCUACCCCAGUGGUGGCUACCCCGGUGGUGGCUACCCCAGUGGUGGCUACCCCAGUGAUGGCUACCCCAGUGGUGGCUAUACCCCAGUGGUGGCUAUACCCCAGUGUUGGCUACCCCAGUGGUGGCUACCCCAGUGUUGGCUACCCCGGUGGUGGCUACCCCAGUGGUGGCUACCCCCAGUGUUGGCUAUCCCAGUGUUGGCUACCCCCAGUGGUGGCUACCACAGUGUUGGCUACCCCAGUGGUGGCUACCCCAGUGUUGGCUACCCCGGUGGUGGCUACCCCAGUGGUGGCUACCCCGGUGUUGGCUAUCCCAGUACUGGUAACACCAUUGGUAUUACUGGUGUAUUUGUUAGUGUUAAUGCUGGUAAUACCAUUGGUAUUACUGGUGUAUUUGUUAUUGUUAAGACUGGUAAUACCAUUGGUAUUACUGGUGUAUUUGUUAGUGUUAAUGCUGGUAAUACCAUUGGUAUUACUGGUGUAUUUGUUAGUGUUAAUGCUGGUAAUACCAUUGGUAUUACUGGUGUAUUUGUUAGUGUUGAGGCUUCAAACACUAUUGGCAACGCUUGUGUAUUAAUAUUGUUGUAG
This is a messenger RNA of Procambarus clarkii (red swamp crayfish), 1254 nucleotides long. Lineage: Eukaryota; Metazoa; Arthropoda; Malacostraca; Decapoda; Cambaridae. The record is from RefSeq and is a predicted model, not a curated record.